Molecule: messenger RNA, 812 nt
Organism: Suillus paluster
Lineage: Eukaryota; Fungi; Basidiomycota; Agaricomycetes; Boletales; Suillaceae
Exons: 4
Source: RefSeq, a predicted model, not a curated record
UGCUUAGGUCUGCCUGUGCUCUCAUGCAUGGACGAAUUUGACCGUCAUGGAGAGUGGCUUUUGCGCUGAGGAUGUAACUGGGCUGUAGGAAUCUAUCAUUGAUAUCUAACACUUCGCCACCAACUCCGAACAUGCCACACGCCUCACCGCCAUAGACACUCUAACAACCCUCGCGCGCAAAAACCACCACCUUCAAAUUGCACAUGUAUUUACGCGUCCUCCUUCAUGCAGGUGCAUGGACACAAGUCGGGACUGCUCUUGAUACCGCAGAGGCUGUACUUGGCCUAACGUUCGACAAGCUCAUUGCGCACGUUCCAUGGUAUCAUUCAGCUACAGUCCACAUAACCCACCCACUAAUACUUCUCCCGCUCACAUUCCUCGUCACCGCCACCGCGAAACGAGUCUCAGUAGGCAGGAAUUCCGAAGCGGGGAUUGAGUUGACUUCAUCGAGAUAAACAUGGCGCCUUGUAAAUUUGCGAGCGUAAUGUUUCGUCGACUGUAAAAUCCAUUGCCCCAAUUAAAAGAUCGUUCACCGACACUACUGCUCGAACACCUUAUUACGACCAGCACAAGAUCAGCCUGAAGUAAAAACCCCGUCACUCUCUGACUGGUUAGCAUUUCAGCAACCUCGCCUACACCAGCACUGUUAGCAACCCGCACCCUAAGUCCAUAAACAAGGAGACUUCGUGGAGAUAUGCGGGAACGAUGAUAUCUGAGCGGUCCGUCUGGAGCGUGAGGACUUUUAAUGGCUUCUAUGGCACUGGUGCAAACACGUCUGAUGAACGUAACGGGUAAUCCAGCACAGAGGAAUU